This is a messenger RNA of Osmerus eperlanus (European smelt), 1386 nucleotides long. RefSeq names its product transmembrane protein 53 (gene tmem53). The transcript is spliced from 3 exons. Bases 121 to 978 code for a protein of 285 amino acids. Lineage: Eukaryota; Metazoa; Chordata; Actinopteri; Osmeriformes; Osmeridae. The record is from RefSeq and is a predicted model, not a curated record.
UUACAGUUCCGACAGCACGAAAGAACAACGGCUGACAAUUUAUCUGUGACAGCACAAUCAAUGAACCGUGCAGGAAGGACAACGGCAUCAACGGACUAGCUAGAUAUAUUCGUACAAAACAUGGCAGAUGAUGGCAUAGACUACAACAUUGUAUUUCCAGAUGCUCUUAUUUCGGAGAGACACUGGCAUGGGACCAAGGAACCGGUUGUCAUCCUGCUUGGAUGGGCUGGUUGUAAAGACAAACAUCUAACCAAAUACGGCUCAAUCUACAAUAAACAGGGAUGUGUCACUGUCCGCUACACAGCCCCCUUGAAGACCGUCUUUAUCUCUGAAUCCUUUGGCUUCAAAGAACUGAGCAGCACCGCCCGCAAACUUCUGGAGAUCCUUUACGACUAUGAAGUGGAGAACAGCCCCAUAUUUUUCCAUGUGUUCAGCAAUGGAGGGUUCAUGCUUUACCGUUAUGUCGUUGAACUCAUGCACAGUGAACAACAGUUCAGCUCCCUGCGUGUGGUAGGGGCUGUAGUAGACAGUGCCCCUGGUAGUGGGAAUGUUUGUGGGGCGGUACGUGCCCUCACUGCUACUCUGGGGCCCAAUGUCAACACAAUGUUGAAGUACGUCCUCCUGACGCUGUUUGCCGUGACUGUUUUCCUACUACGGGUGGUCCUGUACCCCGUGACCAAGUACAUCCACAGGAACCACUAUGAUGCUAUGAGGGAGCACCCGGUCACCUGGCCCCAGCUCUACCUCUACUCCCAGGCCGACCAGGUGAUCCGCAACGGAGACGUGGAGCUCAUGGUCAAGGCCCUGAAGGAGAAGGGGAUGCCAGUGGACAGUUAUGACUUUGUGACCACUGCUCAUGUCAGCCACUACCGAGACUUCCCCCAGGUGUACACCACACGGUGCCUGGCUUUCCUCGCCGACUGCAUGAAGACCCCCGAGGGGACCCAGAGCAAGAAGCAGCGCCACCUUAUACAGUAGUGAAAAUAAUGACGCACACGCCACUAACUUGGCUCAAUAUGUUCAUUGCAUAUAUGGUAUUGUGAUUCUACUGUCAUGUGACACAUGUAUAGGCUCAAACUGUCAUUUGAACUGCACUAUGGUACUGCUGGGAUACUUGGAACAAACAAGCGAUGAGUUUGGGAAAAGACCAAUAGCUGAGUGUGUUUACUUGCGAUGUGGUGAAAAUAGGACGGAUUGUUAUUGUUGACUCUUGCUAAAAUGUUGUAAAUCCCGAACUGUGAGACACUGAGUGAUCUUUUAAGAAAAUGUGAACAAAAGAAAAAUAUGGUUUUCCCAUCAAUUUGAAACGUUGAUGAAGAUUGUAUGUUCAGCACUUAGGCUACUUAUUUUACUAAUGUGCCUUCAAUAAAUGGAAAUAACAUUUAA